AUGCCACCACCAUCCCACCAACACCACCCUUCUCAGUCCUACCCCCGCCAUUCCAUUCUCCCAACGUCAACCAGCGCAUCGGCCUCGUCGUCAAUGGGGUCGGGGAUGGGAAACUCAGGCAUGUCAGCCGCCAAGACGCGGCAGUACGCUCAUCUGCAUUCUCAAUUGGAGCAGUUGAAUGCCAAUCUCGCCGACACGCAGAAUCUGCUCCGCAUGACGGCUGUGCAGGCGGAGGAUAUGCGCUUCCUGGGCGGGUAUGUCGGGGCUUUGUUUAUGGGGUCUGCUAAGAUUUUGGGGGAGGAAGGAGUCAAAGGGAAUUCGGGGUCGAGUUCGGGUUCCGGUUUAGCUUCGAGUGGUGGAGGUGAUAAAGGGGAGGAGGCAAAAGUGAAGAUGGAGUCUUGA
Aspergillus pseudoviridinutans is the source of this 402-nucleotide messenger RNA. Its product is annotated as DASH complex subunit HSK3 family protein. The record is from RefSeq and is a predicted model, not a curated record. Gene Ontology annotation, cellular component: DASH complex. NCBI's taxonomy places the organism in Eukaryota, Fungi, Ascomycota, Eurotiomycetes, Eurotiales, Aspergillaceae. Gene Ontology annotation, biological process: attachment of spindle microtubules to kinetochore. The coding region runs from base 1 to 402 and encodes 133 amino acids. The transcript has a single exon.